CUGUUCUGAUAACAGGCCUUCAUAUACCCGUGGUAUUGUCGGUAUACUUGUAAAUGUCUGAAGGGUGUAAGCCCCUGCGUCACUCAGGUUCAGUAAGCUUCUACCUCUUUACAAAUGAAAAUUCUAGUAACGCUGUUGCAAUAAAAGCGACCGAAAAUUCAAUUCGUAAUUCAAAAUUUAACAAGGAUCAUGGGACCCGCAUUCUUAUUCACGGCUGGACGGAAACCUACAAAAAUGAUGGUAACUUCAAAUUAACAAAUGCUCUGUUAUCGAAGAGCGACUACAACGUUAUUGCUGUGAACUGGGGAGAUGCAAAAUUAUGGUAUGGUGGCGCGUUUAAAGCAGUGCCUCACACUGGAGCCAAGGUCGGAGCUAUGAUCAAGUAUCUUCAUGAAACACACGGCAUGUCCUUAAACACUCUUCACAUAAUAGGCUUUAGCCUGGGCGCUCAUAUAGCUGGUCAUGCUGGCAGAACUGUAGGUCCGGGCAAGGUACAUACCAUUAUUGGGCUAGACCCAGCGUUGUUUCUGUACUAUCUGGACAAGCCACAGGAUCGUCUAACUAGCAGCGAUGCCUUCUAUGUCGAGUGCAUCCACACUAACGCAGGAGUGACGGGCUUAUUGGAGCCCAUAGGCAGUGCUGAUUUCUAUCCCAAUGGCGGGCAGAAUCAGCCACACUGCCUUUUUGGGUGUGCACAUGCGCUAUCGAUUACCUAUUAUGUAGAGGCUCUGAUAUGGAACAACUUCGGUUCUUACCAUUGUGAGAGCUACCACUUUGCAAGACAAAACAACUGCAAUCAUGAGAUGAGCAAUGUCCGCAUGGGAGACCCCGCCAAUGCCAAUGUGGCGAAGGGUGUAUACUGGGUGCCGGUGAAUGAAUUCUCCCCAUAUGGGGUGAGUUCCUUUGAAGCCUGGACUGAACUUGGGCCGAAAUCGCAACAAAAAAAUGCUAAUGGAAUAAUGAUGAAUAAAUAAAAACAUUUUGAUUUCGCAUGAAA
Molecule: messenger RNA, 997 nt
Organism: Scaptodrosophila lebanonensis
Lineage: Eukaryota; Metazoa; Arthropoda; Insecta; Diptera; Drosophilidae
Product: pancreatic lipase-related protein 2-like
Exons: 2
Coding region: 54-974 (306 amino acids)
Biological process (GO): lipid metabolic process
Molecular function (GO): lipase activity
Source: RefSeq, a predicted model, not a curated record